This is a messenger RNA of Lachancea dasiensis, 1551 nucleotides long. NCBI's taxonomy places the organism in Eukaryota, Fungi, Ascomycota, Saccharomycetes, Saccharomycetales, Saccharomycetaceae. The record is from the annotation of a GenBank genome assembly.
AUGGGUAGCUCCCACAAGAGAAAACAACGACAAAAAGCAAAAAAGAGCCUUAAGGAUCAGAACAGUGUUAAUUCCAAGCGGGAUCUGGUCAAAAUUGUAGAUGAGCUUAAAGCUCAAAGGCAGAACAAUAUUAAAGGUACAGAUGAAGGUGGUGCUAAGGGAGAAGAACAGUCUGAGAAUGGAAUUAUACCGUCUAACCAAGAAUUAGGGCAAUUUGAGAAAAUUUUUGCCCACUUCCGACCAGGGCUAAUAGAAAAUAAUGGCACCAAUGGUGCCCAAUUCACGAGAGCAGGAAAUGGCGAUCACAAACAAAAUGACAACAGCGUGAAUCAGGUUGCUACUCUGAUGGGUGGUAACACAGCUAUGGGGGAUACCGACAACGAUAGUCAAGCAAUUUCGGUACGGAAAAAGCGCCAGCAGGCAAAACCUACGCUAGCAGAUUUGAAGUCCAUGGUAAUAUACCCAGAACUAAUACAGUGGUUUGAUUGCGAUGGCCCGAACCCACUACUACUAACUAAGAUCAAAUCUUCUAAGAACGUUGUUUCCGUGCCGAGUCAUUGGCAACUUAAGCGAGAAUAUCUUUCGGGCAGAUCGGUUCUUGCCAAGAAACCAUUCGAACUUCCUGACAUAAUUCGCCAUACCAAUAUUGAAGAGAUGCGUAAUACCUUGCCACAAGAAGCAACUGAGGAGAGAAGCCUCAAGGAAUCGUCGAGGGCCCGCAUACGACCCAAGCUGGGCAGCCUCGACUUGGAUUAUCGCAAACUUCACGACGCUUUCUUCAAAAUAGGAAGACAUUGGAAACCGGAUUACAUGCUUCCAUAUGGCGACUUGUUUUAUGAAAAUCGCAACUUAGAAGACGAACGGAAAUGGCGGAAAAUGGAACGCUCUUUACGUCCUGGACGCUUGAGUAAGGAUCUACGGGCCGCAUUAGGGUUGCCCGAAGGCAAGCUUCCUCCCUGGUGCUCGAAAUUUAACGAGUUAGGAAUGCCACCUUCCUACUCAGAUUAUAAGGUAGCUGGCGUAAAUUGGGACAUCUCUAACUUGCAUGGAGAUGUUUACGGAUCGCUGGAAUCUAAUCGAGAGUCGCCGCAGGAUAUACCCUUGUUUGGUCAGAUUGUACAUCUAGACAGCGAUAGUGAUAACGAUAUCGAUGAAGGCGAUCUCAAUAAUGAGCAGGUUAAUACUGACAAAAGUAUCAGAACACAAUCGGUCGAUAAGGAUUCUGCAGACAAGGAAAAGCAGAGGGAAGAUGCAAUAAGGGCCGAAAGCAUGAAGGAGGUUUUGAAACGUAGGAAACAGAAUCAGCCAGAACGUCUUGAAGGAAGGGAGCAAAAACGACUAUACUCCGUCAUUGAACAAAAGGAUGAAGGAGAUAAGUCUCAACUAACCGGUAACUCUACAAUUUACGACAUCGGGGCUUCGAAACGCGCAUUGGGUGAGCAAGACUCGUUACCUUAUAAAUAUCCUUCUCGAUUGUCAGCAGCGCCAGAUUCAGGUUUAGAGGAGAAAGAUCCCAGUGAAACAAAAGAAAAACAGAAGUUCAGGUUCUAA